UUGAGAAGGCGACAGGAAGUGUGUUUUAUUGCGGCGGACUUGACGCUUGUGUUUUCUGUUCCCCGGGGCCACAGUGUUUUCAACGGGACUCAACUUACUACUUACUGGACUCGCCAUGGCCGCUUGACCCGGACUGAAAUAUCCUCCUUGUGUUAUCAUUUCUUCGAGACAUUUGCACAAACUUUUCCAGAUAAACUUUCGUCUUUUGUAUAGUUUUUAUGUCAAGAAAUAAGGAUGCAACCCCCACCGAGAAAGGUCCGGGUCACCCAGGAGUUGAAACACACUCACGCAGAGCAGAUGAGCAGAUUACAGAUCAAACACCAGACAGAAUGUGACCUCUUGGAAGACCUGAGGAGUUUCAGCCAAAAGAGGGCAGCUGUCGAGAGAGACUAUGCCCAGGCCCUCCAGAAGCUGGCAAAUCAGUAUCUAAAGAGGGAAUGGCCAGGCAGCCUGACAGAAGAACAAGCAGACCAGAGGAACAUGUAUUGUGUAUGGAGGGCCUAUUUGGAGGGCACAGUCCAGGUCACCCAGUCCAGAAUCAGCACCUGUGAUAACUACAAAGUCCAGGUUGCCGAUCCGGCCAAGACAGCCAGACUGCAGAAGGAGCAUCAGUUGAGGAAGUGUAUUGAACAGCUGACGGUGGUCCAAGCUGAGCUGCAGGAGUCGGUGAAGGAGCUGACGAAGAGCAGGAAGAAAUACCAGGAGGCUGAGACGAUGGCACAGGCUGUCAGGGAGAAGGCAGAGCUGGAUGCCAAGUCCAAGCUGAGUCUCUUCCAGUCCAGAUCCAGUCUGCAAAGGGCAAGCGUAAAGCUGAAAGCCAAGAGGAGCGAGUGUAACUCCAAAGCCACUCAUGCCAGAAACGACUACCUUCUCACACUAGCAGCCGCUAAUGCUCACCAACAGCGCUACUAUGACACAGACCUCAUGGACUGCAUCAAGGUCUUAGAUGGCAGAAUCUAUGAGCAGGUAAAAGAUUACCUGGUGUCCCUGUGUCAGACUGAGCUGGAAACCUACCAGGCUGUCCACAACACCUUCAACCAGCUCUUGAUCAGCUCAAAUGGGGUACUGCAGGAGUUUCACCAGCAGCUGUUUGCGCAGAAGAACCCCAUGUUUCAGCAAGCCCCGAACUUCUUGUACCAGCCCAUCGACUCAGAUACGGUGAUGCAGCUGCAGAAAGAGAGCGGGACGGCGGAGGAGCACAGCCUGGAUAAGGAGGCGAGGAAAUGGGCGAGUCGCGUGGCCCGAGAGUACAAGAGCAUCAUCCACACACAGAGGGCCCUGGAGGAAUAUGGGACGCAAGAGUCGUCAGAGCAGAAUAACAGUGAGCUGGAGACAAAGAUGGAGGUGGCCAGGCAGAGUCUUCGGAGGGCAGAGACGGUGAAGGUGAAAGCAGAGGCCCGUCUGGACUUGUUGAGGCAGGCGGGAGUUGCUGUUGAAACCUGGCUGAAGAGCGCGAUGAACCAGGUGAUGGAAGAGCUGGAGAACGAACGCUGGAACAACCUCAGUACCCACGACCCUUCGCUCUCUGGGACAGCCGAUUUGGAGCGAGAGGAUGAGGAGGAGAUGGAGGACAGUGGUGAAGUGCUGGACGACAGCAGCUCCAGCCCUUCCAGCACCUUGAAAAACUACCCCCUCACCUGCAAAGUCCUCUACUCCUACAAGGCAUCUCAGCCAGAUGAACUGACCAUUGAGGAGCAGGAUAUCUUGGAGGUCAUUGAUGAUGGAGACAUGGAGGACUGGGUCAAGGCCAGAAACCGCAGUGGACAGGUAGGCUACGUCCCAGAGAAAUACUUGCAGCUGCCGUCCUCCAACAGCCUGCUGAGUAUGCUGCAGUCUCUGGCCGCACUGGACGCCCGAUCCCAUUCCUCCAGUAACUCGACUGAACCUGAAACCGAACUACCAACCGGGUCUGUCAACGGAGACUCCAGCGUGUCGUUUGCAAAAGCAUUGUACGACUACGCGGGACAAACGGAUGAUGAAUUGUCGUUCCCAGAAGGCGCCAUCAUCCGCAUCCUGAGCCGAGAGACCCACGAGGACGACGGUUUCUGGGAGGGAGAGUUCAACGGCGUCGUUGGCGUCUUCCCUGCAGUUCUGGUGGAGGAUCUCGCCGGUGCCAGCGAGAACGGAGAUGGACAAAGAGACGGCAGUGCACAGGCCUCCCCCUCGAAUUUGGCCCAGUGCGACCGAUCCCCCCGUAGUCCCUUCCAGCCGGGGCCUCUCCACAGCAGCCCCCUUCAGACGCCCACAGUGUCCUCUCCCCUGGCAAGUCCCUGCAGCGCUACAGCCUCUCCCAUUGGCCGACCGCCCGCCUAUCACAACGGACAUCACAGGCCUCCACCAGCGCCGCACAAAAGCCCCUUUCAGAGUCCAGCCCAAGGCUCCCCUCAGCCUCCCAAAUAUCCAGAGAGUGGAUCAGGCACCAUUCGACCUGUUCGUGCUGCUCCUCCGCCCCCGAAGCAGCAUCCUCGUGGGCAGGUGAAGCGGAGGGAGGAGGUGGAGAUCACGCUGGUGUGAAGGCGGCACCCUGGUGGUGGCGGCGGCAGCAGCAGCAGCAGCGACGGCUCUGUUCAAACCAGCUGGGACUUGGCGGCUCUGUGCCUCUAAACGCACUCCCAAAGGAAACCUGAGGAAGCCUAACCCCCCCCCCCAAAGGCACCCGGAGGCCCGGGAGAGGCCCUCCACUCUGUCCUCAUAGGGUCAGUGUGCUGUGGCGGAAGAAUGUGCCUUUUCUUGUUUAAUUUCCUCCCCCUGUUUAGUUUUCUCAUUCUUCAUACUUCCUCACCCAGGGUUUGUCUCAUAUUUGAAUAAGACCGAUAAAUAGACUAAUAUUAUAAUUUCUAUGUUUUAAAAAAAGGGGGGGGGGGGUGCAGCUUAUUGUCCUUCUUGUCCCAGCUCUUCUACCAAGACAUGAAUCAUUUUCAGUUCUCUAAAAAAAAAAAUUUAAAAAAUUGAAUAUUAACACAGCAAGUAUUGUUACCAACUUCAAACAUCAGUCCUGGCCGUGAUUUUCAAAAACGCACGCUAUUAAAUCCUGUUUCCGUUCUUUGCUCUCGCUCAUAGUGACUGAUACGGUGAUAAUGCGCGGAUAGUGUGACUUGUCACAG
Molecule: messenger RNA, 3104 nt
Organism: Xiphias gladius (swordfish)
Lineage: Eukaryota; Metazoa; Chordata; Actinopteri; Istiophoriformes; Xiphiidae
Product: F-BAR and double SH3 domains protein 2-like
Exons: 20
Coding region: 235-2514 (759 amino acids)
Biological process (GO): neuromuscular synaptic transmission; regulation of actin filament polymerization
Cellular component (GO): recycling endosome; neuromuscular junction
Molecular function (GO): protein binding
Source: RefSeq, a predicted model, not a curated record